This is a messenger RNA of Fonticula alba, 654 nucleotides long. RefSeq lists its product as hypothetical. The coding region runs from base 1 to 654 and encodes 217 amino acids. The record is from RefSeq and is a predicted model, not a curated record. Lineage: Eukaryota; Rotosphaerida; Fonticulaceae. The transcript has a single exon.
AUGUCCACUUCACAGUUGCCCCGCCAAUGGGCGCCAGCUCGACCGUGGUCACGGUUGACCAUGUUGUUGUUCCCAACAAGGGGGAAAGCCCGCAACUGGGGUCGGCCAAUGAGGCACGGCUCUUCCAUUCGUUUCUGGCACGCGCAGUGGCUCGGGCAACAGCCGCCGGGGCACCAGACUCGGCGACCGUGCGUCGAACAGCGCGCGAACGCCUCGAAGCCACGGCCAUCCGGCCCGGGGCUUCGCCGGCUGAUGGCUCGCUUGGGUCUCUCCCAGGCAUUGUGCCAGCCACCUUGGUUGGCGGUCGUCUGGGCUUUGUCAUUGAUGGCGAGCAGUAUGUCAUCGACAGUGACGACGAGGCAGACGAGCCGGAGGCCGGGCCACUCCGGCUGGUCACCCCGGGAUGGGUUGCGAUUAUCACCCAGCGCGACCCACAUGGCCGCCUUUCCAUUGAGUAUCAACCAGCCAAUGGCCUGGAGCUCGAUUGACUCGCCCUCCCCCUCUUUCCCUCUCCGACAACAGACGGAUCCAUCCCCGUGUCCCGUGUUUUCCACCUCACUGCUGAUGGGGAAACCCUCUCGCCUGGAGCAGGGGAUCAACAAACUACCGAUUUCUGCCGCUCACAGUGCACACGGGAAAUAUUACCAUUUAUAA